Molecule: messenger RNA, 797 nt
Organism: Anoplophora glabripennis (Asian longhorned beetle)
Lineage: Eukaryota; Metazoa; Arthropoda; Insecta; Coleoptera; Cerambycidae
Product: PEST proteolytic signal-containing nuclear protein
Exons: 3
Coding region: 159-617 (152 amino acids)
Biological process (GO): proteasome-mediated ubiquitin-dependent protein catabolic process; protein ubiquitination
Cellular component (GO): nucleus
Source: RefSeq, a predicted model, not a curated record
UGUGAUGUGGUUGUGGUAGUGUAAUGCUGUUUAAUUAUUGGAAAUGGAAUAAUUUACUUUUUUUUUUGUUUUUAACUACAUUUUCAAAUAAAUUUAUCGAUUAAGUCGGAAGACACAAAAUUUCGAAAUGAAUAGUAAAUACGAAGCAAGUGUAUAUCAUGUGUUUAUUAGGUACUCGCUCGAUAAAAAAAGAAAGGUCAAGAUCUCGAUCACCAAGGCGAAGAGAAGAAAUACACAUCAAAAAAGAAAUCAAAGAGGAACUCGAUGACAAGGCACAAAACUCCAAAGAACAGGAUAAAAAAAUAGAAAAUGUCGGUCUUGGGGCUAAAAACAGGUUAAAAAGUAUGAGUAUUCAAAUGAAACUAAACUCAAAGAAAAUCAGCUCAACUAAAAAACCAAAACUGACGGUGGCAGCUGCAUUUAAUCAAGACAGUGACAGUGAGCCAGAAGAGAUGCCCCCUGAAGCUAGGAUGCGUAUGCGAAAUAUUGGCAGAGAUACACCCACCUCAUCUGGUCCCAAUUCAUUUGGCAAGACAAAACAAGGUUUUUCAGAUGCGAAAAAAAUGUUUGAAAAAAAUUUAAAGGAAGCAAUGGAAAGUGCUCUAGCGGAUGACUAAAUAUAUUUUAAUAAAUUUUUCAAAAAUGGAAUGACUGUUUUUUAUAAAAGCAUGUAUUAAUUGUAUUAUAUAUAGAGUAAUCGACUAUCCAUUUUUGAAAAAUUCCCAAUUCUUCAUUAUUGCUAAUGAUAUUUUAAAGAAUGUUAAUAGAUUGAAAGUACAUUGUACAAAUCGGUAAUG